Molecule: messenger RNA, 1429 nt
Organism: Prosopis cineraria
Lineage: Eukaryota; Viridiplantae; Streptophyta; Magnoliopsida; Fabales; Fabaceae
Product: 60S ribosomal protein L3-like
Exons: 6
Coding region: 76-1245 (389 amino acids)
Biological process (GO): translation; ribosomal large subunit assembly
Cellular component (GO): ribosome; cytosolic large ribosomal subunit
Molecular function (GO): RNA binding; structural constituent of ribosome
Source: RefSeq, a predicted model, not a curated record
UUUGCAUUGCUUCUUUGCUCUGGGUCAGCAGCACUCACUGCUUCGCCGCGGAAGCAACUUCAGGAGAGGAGAAGGAUGUCGCACAGGAAGUUCGAACACCCCAGGCAUGGUUCUCUGGGAUUUCUCCCCAGGAAGCGGGCUGCUCGUCACAGGGGAAAAGUGAAGGCAUUCCCCAAGGAUGACCCAAGCAAGCCACCCAAGCUUACUGCCUUCUUGGGUUACAAGGCGGGCAUGACUCACAUUGUAAGAGAGGUCGAGAAGCCAGGGUCAAAACUUCACAAGAAGGAAACCUGUGAACCAGUUACAAUUAUCGAGACACCUCCAAUGGUUAUCGUUGGAGUUGUGGGUUAUGUGAAAACACCUCGUGGUCUUCGAACAUUGGGCACUGUAUGGGCUCAGCAUUUGAGUGAGGAUGUGAAGCGAAGGUUCUAUAAGAACUGGUGCAAGUCCAAGAAGAAGGCUUUCACAAAGUACUCAAAGCAGUACGAAUCUGAAGAAGGGAAGAAAAGCAUUCAGGGUCAGCUUGAGAAAAUUAAGAAGUAUGCAUCAGUUGUUCGCGUUUUAGCUCACACCCAGAUUAGGAAAAUGAAAGGGUUGAAGCAGAAGAAAGCUCACCUCAUGGAGAUUCAGGUCAAUGGUGGUACUAUUGCACAGAAGGUGGAUUAUGCAUACAAUUUCUUCGAGAAGCAGGUUCCUGUUGAUGCUGUAUUCCAGAAGGAUGAGAUGAUCGAUCUCAUUGGUGUAACAAAGGGUAAAGGGUAUGAAGGUGUUGUCACUAGGUGGGGUGUUACCCGUCUUCCCCGCAAGACUCACAGGGGUCUGAGGAAAGUUGCAUGUAUUGGUGCCUGGCAUCCUGCCAGAGUUUCCUUCACAGUUGCCAGAGCUGGUCAGAAUGGAUACCACCACCGUACUGAGAUGAACAAGAAGGUUUACAAGCUCGGAAAAGCUGGAGACGAGUCACACACAGCUGUUACUGAUUUUGACAGGACUGAGAAGGACAUAACUCCAAUGGGUGGCUUCCCUCACUACGGCAUUGUGAAGGAUGACUAUGUGAUGAUCAAGGGAUGCUGUGUUGGUCCCAAGAAGAGGGUUAUCACGUUGCGUCAAUCCCUCCUGAAGCAGACUUCUCGCCUUGCUCUGGAGGAGAUCAAGCUCAAGUUCAUCGACACAUCUUCCAAGUUUGGCCAUGGCCGCUUCCAGACAACACAGGAGAAGCAGAAGUUCUUUGGACGUCUCAAGGCAUAAUUAUGCAAAUUGCAAGAUUUUGCUGCAGCUCUAUAUUAAAAUUACAUGAAGUUGAACUCUAGUGUUGUUAAAUUGGGAAUUUCUUUUAUUUGGUUCAAUUUAGUUUACGCACUGUUUGAUUAUAAAUUUUGCUCAAGCACUUCAAAUUUAUCUCGUUUUAAAUGGAAGUUGCUUAGAUUUUCUA